Schistocerca americana (American grasshopper) is the source of this 519-nucleotide messenger RNA. RefSeq lists its product as uncharacterized. The transcript has 3 exons. Lineage: Eukaryota; Metazoa; Arthropoda; Insecta; Orthoptera; Acrididae. The record is from RefSeq and is a predicted model, not a curated record. The annotation marks the transcript as partial.
AUGAUAGUUGGAUCUUACUUCAGCAACGUGAGAGAUGACAUAGCAAUUAAGACACUUCGGGUGUGUUGGCUGCUGAUGUUGGUGGGCGUGGCGGCAACGGCGAUGGCGGCGUCGCUGCCUGAGGACCCCGCGUCGUGGGAGCCGGAGCCAGACGAGGGCCCGCGCACGCGGCGCUCGGGGUCCGGCUCCGGAGGAAUACUCAGCUACAUCAAGGAAAAAGUUUCCGGCAAAAUCGCGCAGAUUGCGUCCGCUUCCUCGUCCUCCGGCGGCGACCACGAGCCGCCACCAGAAUACGGGCCGCCGGUCGAGAGCUAUGACCACAAAUCCUUCGACAUCUGGAGUUUCAAGCGUGCACUGCUGUCUUCAUUGCUGCAGGCUGUAAAGGCCAUCAAGGGCGGCAUAAUUGCACUUAAGGGCCAGCUAAUUAAGGCAAAGGGAAACGUCAUUGAGGCAAAGGGACGUUUCCUGGCUGCCAAGGGUGAAGCCAUCUCAGAAUUCGGUAAACAUGUGGCGACCAAG